UUUUUGGCAUUAAUUGAAAAAUAUAUUUUAUUGAUUUAUAUAUCAUAAAAUUCACCCUUUAAAAGAACCCACCUUUUAAAGUUCACAACUCAGUGGUUUGUAAUAUAUUCAGAGUUGGGUAAUAGCACCCAAUCAACUUUAGAACAUUUCCAUUACCCACAAACCCCUUACCCAUUAAGCAGCCGCUCCCUGUUCCCGACCCCACCUCUGACCCCUCCAGCCCCUGGCAACCACCAAUCUGCUUUCUGUCUCUAUGGAUUUGCCUGUUCCGGACACUUUAUAUAAACGGAAUCAUAUAUUGUAAUAUCUAACCUUUCGUGUCUGGCUUCUUUCACUUAGUAUAGUGUCUUCAGUGGUUCACCCAUGUUGUAGCACUUCGUUCUUUUUCAUGGUCAAAUAUUAAUAAUAUACCACUGCAUUGAUAGAUCACGUUUUACUUAUCCAUUCAUCCACUGAGGCAUAUGUUUUUUCCACAUUUUGGCUAUUGUGAAUAACGCUAUGAACAGUCACAUGCAAGUUUUGUGUGGACCUGUUUUUAGUUAUUUUGAGUUUUGCAUUCAUUUUGAUUUUUAAAUAUAUUGUAUAGAAAUAUUAUUUUUCUUGAUUACUGAGUUUUUUGGUGCCUCCUUAAAAUGUGCACCUGAGUCAAAUGCCUCACUGACCUCACCCUAUUUCCACCCGGAAAGUCUUGUCCCUUGUUAGCUGUGUACCCUCUUGGAGCCUCGAGCCUCAGUUUCCUCCUCUGUAGAAUAGGGAUAAUUCCUGUACCUACCUACUCAUGGGUACACAUAGGGGGACACUCAUAGGGGGACACAAUGAAGUAAGGAUGCACAUUACUGAUCCAGCACUGUCACAGACCUGGCAUAGUCCUAGGCACACUGUAGACCUAAGUUAACAGCUUUUCCUAUGGGCAGGCCUGUGCCAGGCCUGAGGGGGCAGGUCCCCAAAUGACUAUGACCUUGCCCUUGAGGAGAGCUGGCCCACUUGCCUAGAACUCCCUGCUGCUUCUGUUCCCAAGAGAAACCUGCUGUUUUUGUUCUCCUGCCUCAGCCUGACCCCCCCUACAAGGUCCUUGGGGGUGGGACCCGAUGCUGCUCACCCGAAGUCCUCCUUGGCUCCCGGCACCUUCCAUCCCAGCUGCCCCGGGCCCCCCACCACCGCCUCCCCCACCCUCUGCUCUGCCCACUCCCAUUGAAGGCCGUGGCUUGCCGUCCCUCUGUGCUGCCAUGAGGCCUGCACUUUGCAGGGCUGAAGUCCAAAGUUCAGUCCCUUCGCUAAGCACACGGAUAAAUAUGAACCUUGGAGAAUUUCCCCAGCUCCAAUGUAAACAGAGCGGGCAGGGGCCCUGAUUCACUGGCCGCUGAGGCCAGGGUUGGGGGUUGGGGGUGCCCACAGGGCUUGGCUAGUGGGGUUUGGGGGGGACCGUAGGUGCAAGGAGCCUGGUUUGUACCUGCCUGCUGGCCGGCCGGCAAGUAGACAGUCCACGCGGUGGGGGAGGCGGCCCGCUUGGUGGCCGGGGCCGCGUGGCCCAGUGGUCGUGGAGCCAUGGUUUCUAAACUGAGCCAGCUGCAGAUGGAGCUUCUAGCCGCCCUGCUCGAGUCGGGCCUGAGCAAAGAGGCGCUGAUCCAGGCAUUGGGUGAGCCGGGGCCCUACCUGUUGGCUGGAGAUGGCCCCCUGGACAAGGCGGAGUCCUGCAGCGGCGGUCGAGGAGAGAUGGCUGAGCUGCCCAAUGGGCUGGGGGAGACGAGGGGCUCCGAGGACGAGACCGACGACGAUGGGGAAGACUUCACGCCGCCCAUCCUCAAGGAGCUGGAGAACCUCAGCCCCGAGGAGGCAGCCCACCAGAAAGCCGUGGUGGAGAGCCUGCUGCAGGAGGACCCGUGGCGCGUGGCGAAGAUGGUCAAGUCCUACCUGCAGCAGCACAACAUCCCGCAGCGGGAGGUGGUCGACACCACCGGCCUCAACCAGUCCCACCUCUCCCAGCACCUCAACAAAGGCACCCCCAUGAAGACGCAGAAGCGAGCCGCCCUGUACACUUGGUACGUCCGCAAGCAGCGAGAGGUGGCCCAGCGGCCGAGUGCAUCCAGAGAGGGGUGUCACCAUCGCAGGCGCAGGGGCUGGGCUCCAACCUUGUCACAGAGGUGCGUGUCUAUAACUGGUUUGCCAAUCGGCGCAAGGAGGAAGCAUUUCGGCACAAGCUGGCCAUGGACACAUACAGCGGGCCGCCGCCGGGGCCGGGCCCGGGCCCUGCACUGCCCGCUCACAGCUCCCCUGGCCUGCCCCCACCUGCCCUCUCCCCCAGUAAGGUCCACGGUGUGCGCUAUGGACAGCCUGCAACCAGUGAGGGAGAGGAAGUGCCCUCAAGCAGCGGUUCCUUGGUGACAGUAUCUACACCCCUGCACCAAGUGUCCUCCACAGGCCUGGAGCCCAGUCACAGCCUGCUAAGCACCGAAGCCAA
Messenger RNA from Hipposideros armiger (great roundleaf bat), 2458 nucleotides. RefSeq names its product HNF1 homeobox A (gene HNF1A). Gene Ontology annotation, cellular component: nucleus. Bases 1546 to 2382 code for a protein of 278 amino acids. Gene Ontology annotation, molecular function: DNA-binding transcription factor activity, RNA polymerase II-specific; RNA polymerase II cis-regulatory region sequence-specific DNA binding. The transcript has 4 exons. The record is from RefSeq and is a predicted model, not a curated record. Gene Ontology annotation, biological process: insulin secretion; liver development; positive regulation of DNA-templated transcription. Lineage: Eukaryota; Metazoa; Chordata; Mammalia; Chiroptera; Hipposideridae.